UAUAACAACCUUCUGUAGCGUUCCCUCUCUUCUCCUAAUCUCGGAUUUCGUUUUUUUUUCUUCCGUUUAUUACUUUUCAGGCAGUUUAUUACUUUUCAGGCAGCAGAGCAUCGCAUGCAGGCAGACGGAGUGGCUGAGUCCUGCGCUGUCAGAGGGGAAGACUGGAGUGGUUGUCUCUCGCUACUACGCUCUCUCUAUUUCUCUCUCUUGCCUGUGUUCUGCCUGCUUCCAUCAGAAUAACAGUCCUGCAGCUCUGGAUUAUCUGUCUAAAACACAGAAUUACACUUUCACACACACACACACACACACCUGGGAAAUCUCUGGACACCGUAAACAGAAGGAGAGAGGCUUCUGUUUCCCUUCGCGGACGACCUCUUCUCUCCUGUACUGGUCCUCAGCGCCAUGAACAAGAUGAAGAACUUUAAGCGACGUUUCUCUCUGUCCAUCCCUCGCACCGAGACCAUCGAGGAGAACGAGUUCACUGAGCAAAUCAACCAGCUGAACAUCCAACACACUCAGGCACUGACUCCAGACAGCCUGACCCUGCCGUCGCUACACCCUGAGGCCAGUCCCAGUCCAGUGAGCCCUGAGCCAGCCACGCCCGGAGCACAGUCCCCCUCCCAGCUCCAGUACCGCAGCAAAGCACCACACCGACGCUUCUCUAUGGAGGACGUGAGUAAGCGUAUGUCUCUGCCCAUGGACAUCCGCCUGCCUCCAGAGUUCCUCAAGAAGCUGCAGAUGGAGAGGGAGAUGGAGAGUGAGAACAACUCUCCUCCCUGCAAACCCCUCAGCCGCAUGUCCCGACGGGCUUCACUGUCUGACAUUGGCUUUGGAAAGCUGGAGACGUACGUGAAACUUGGCAAACUGGGAGAGGGUACGUAUGCCACCGUUUUUAAGGGUCGGAGCAAACUGACAGAGAACCUGGUGGCGCUGAAAGAGAUUAGGCUAGAACAUGAGGAGGGAGCACCCUGUACAGCUAUCAGAGAAGUGUCUCUACUGAAGAACCUAAAACACAGCAACAUUGUCACACUGCAUGACAUCAUACACACAGAACGCUCCCUCACUCUGGUCUUUGAGUACCUGGACAGUGAUCUGAAACAGUACCUGGACAACUGUGGAAACCUGAUGAGCAUGAACAAUGUCAAGAUCUUUAUGUUCCAGUUGUUACGUGGUCUGUCCUACUGCCAUAAGAGGAAGAUCCUUCACAGAGACCUCAAACCUCAGAACCUGCUCAUCAACGACAAGGGAGAGCUCAAACUAGCUGACUUUGGUCUGGCACGGGCCAAGUCUGUGCCCACUAAGACCUACUCCAACGAGGUGGUGACUCUAUGGUACCGCCCCCCUGAAGUACUUCUGGGUACCACAGAGUACUCUACACCCAUCGACAUGUGGGGCGUGGGCUGUAUUCUAUUUGAGAUGGCGACGGGUCGUCCCAUGUUCCCCGGCUCCUCAGUGAAGGAGGAGCUGCACUUAGUCUUCAGACUCAUUGGUACCCCAAAAGAGGACAGCUGGCCAGGUAUCUCCAAUAAUGAUGAGUUCAGAUCCUACAUGUUCCCUGAGUACAGACCUCAGCCACUCAUCAACCACGUGCCUAGGCUGGAUACUGAGGGGAUUGACAUGCUAACUGCUCUACUCCUGUAUGACACUAGGACCAGAGUCUCAGCUGAAGCAUCUCUUAGACACCCCUACUUCCUCAGUCUGGGAGAGAACAUCCACAGCCUCGCAGACACCUCAUCAGUGUUUUCCCUCAGAGAAAUUAAACUGCAGAAAGACCCAGGCCACCGCAGCUCAGUGUUCCAGCCUCCAGGUCGGGGGAAGAACAGAAGGCAGAGCAUAUUCUAAAGGAAGACCAGCCGAAGGAGUGCAGACAGGGAGAGAAAGCCUCAAGGAGGAAUCGGCUUUGAAGACAAACGCACUCCAAUCCCUCAUACAAACAGAAAUACAAAUGCAAACACAAACAUCCAGGUUACAUCAGUCUAACCUCAAAGGUCUUUCCUGGUUAAAUAAAGGUUAAAGUUAAAUUUACACAAACACACAUCUAACCCUCUCCCUCCACACAACAGAGGAUGGAUACAGACAGGGUUUCUGAGAAUGAACUAGCACUGCACCUCAAACGGCUUAGAGCCGAGGUCCUUCUAUAUGAGCAUUCUACUCUCAUGAUUCUGGGGACUGACUAGGAACUAUCUCCCAUUCUCUUACCCAAUCCCCUUCACACUCAGUCCCCUGCAGACACUCAAGCUAACCAAUCACUCUGCAUGUUUCACUGAUCUCCACUUCUCGCUUUCCCUUCCUCCUCUCCUUCUGUUCAUGUCCCCUUGUAAUAAAAUAACACAGAGUUAGCACCUUGCAACACAACCACCAUCUGAGACCAAAACUCUAAAUCCAAACUAAAUCUGAACAGUUGGGGAAGAGUCCAUUUCCGACAAACCUGCCUCUACAUAACCACCCCAUGAUUUCACCUAGUGGGGAUUUCAUUAAAAUCAGUAUUACAGUACAUUUCUCACGUUUUUGAAAUUGCCUUAGUAAAAUGUGCUAGAGAUUUCUUUCUUCAAAAUAUGAUAUAUAGAAACCUACAGUAUGUGUUGUGGGCAUUUACUUUGCAUUAGUGAAUAACACAAGUUUAGUGAUCGUAUCUCUGAGUCUCCUAUUUGCACAAACCUGAAGUCACAUCUGAAGAGUGUUCCUGGACUGGCUCUAGAUUAAGAUGAAGAAUGAUUAGACAAAGACCAUUACAUAAUGAACCUGGAAUUGCAUAUUGGAACCGACUAUUCCAAUUGGUUUAUUCACUUCCAUUCACUGGAACACAAAUUCUGAUUUCCCCCACUUCUCUCUGAAGUGUGCACUUGUUCCCUCCCCCUGGGAAAUGGGCUUGGGAAUUCCAUUUGGCUCCCAGAGCAGAUAUAGGCUACUUCCUGAAUAAUCUGGACAUGUACGACAUCACUGUCUAAUCUGUCCUCAUCUCAUGUCCUCUCCCCUACCUCUCACCUAACCUCCUCUCACCUACCUCUCUCCUAACCUAGGGUGCAUCUAGUCUUGAGGGGCUUCCUCUUCUCCUCUCAUUCAUAUAAACUGUUAUAAAAAGACAGGGUCACUGAAAAGCAAUUUUGGGUAAGCCUACUGGGAAUCAAGCUGCUUACACCUCUGUGUGUCCAGCACAUUCACAUCUGAUGAAGGAAAGGGAACAAGGAGAGGGAGCCACUAUAGACUACUCAGAUGCUGUUCUCUCUACCCCACACUGGAGACAAAGCCAAUAAUCUUAUAGAGCUAACUUUCCUUGUCUCCUUUACUUCCUCACCACCAAACUGAAAAAACGGACAGGUAAAAGCAAUAUGGUGGACACUUAUCCAGUCCUAUCAGUGGCCAUGACGGAAAUAAGGUAAGGAAGGGAAGCCAAAAGCAUUGGGACCCACUGGGAGAGAUGGCGAUCUGUGUGUUACACAUUUAAACUUCCCCUCUGUUUAUUUUAGCAACCUCUGGGGCAGAAGUAUUAGCCUACUGUAUAUGUUUUGCUGUGGUAAAUUAAGAUAUUUUAAAUACUGUACUGUAAUGAAAAUAAAUAAUAUAUAUGUACUUUAAAGGCCCAGUGCAGUCACAUAAAAAAAAAAAAAAAAUGAUAAUGCCCUUUUAGUAUAAGAGCUGUUUGAAAAUACUACCUGUUUACUGUCCGGCGGUAAAUAAGUUAAUAGACCAAUUAGAAAGAGCGUUCCAAUCCUCUCUGCCAAUAACAGCUAGUUUUCAGUUUUCCCCUCAC
Messenger RNA from Coregonus clupeaformis (lake whitefish), 3751 nucleotides. RefSeq names its product cyclin-dependent kinase 18. The record is from RefSeq and is a predicted model, not a curated record. Gene Ontology annotation, cellular component: nucleus; cytoplasm. Lineage: Eukaryota; Metazoa; Chordata; Actinopteri; Salmoniformes; Salmonidae. Gene Ontology annotation, molecular function: protein kinase activity; ATP binding. Bases 403 to 1842 code for a protein of 479 amino acids. The transcript is spliced from 16 exons. Gene Ontology annotation, biological process: protein phosphorylation.